Quercus lobata is the source of this 3352-nucleotide messenger RNA. RefSeq names its product P-loop containing nucleoside triphosphate hydrolases superfamily protein (gene SDE3). NCBI's taxonomy places the organism in Eukaryota, Viridiplantae, Streptophyta, Magnoliopsida, Fagales, Fagaceae. Bases 346 to 2985 code for a protein of 879 amino acids. Gene Ontology annotation, molecular function: 5'-3' RNA helicase activity; RNA binding. The transcript is spliced from 6 exons. The record is from RefSeq and is a predicted model, not a curated record.
UUUUAACAAUAGACCCACCUCCUAAAAACAAUGGGACUCUCAUUCCCUCUACAGAACAGAGCAAUCUCACUUUUCAGUUUUCAGUACAGACCAGGCUUACACACACUUCCCUACAGAGAGAGCAGUUUCACUUUUCAGUUUUCACCUUUUAAUGAUAAAUGGGUAAACUGGGUUCCAUUUUGAUUACCCAAUCAUACCCUUCUUGUGAAUGCUUUGCCAAGAUACUGUAUUUUUCACCCAAAGGUUAUUGAAGAGGCUGAGGUUUGAUCAAAGUUGGGUUCUCUUUGUCUUUGUCUCUGUCAUCAAAAGCGUCUCUCUUUGAUUCUUCCACGUCUCUACUUGGUGAUGGGUGACUUUGGUGGUAAGUGGGAUGAGGAAUUCUCUACUGUUGGAGACAAAGGAGAAAUUGGGUUUCUUGAUUUUGGGGACGCUCAAUCUGUGUGUAGUUACAACCCAGAUCAAGAGGGUCCUGUUGUUAUUUCUGUCCCAUUUCCUAUGUCAGGUGGAAACCCGCAAUCAAUAGUCGUAGGAGAAACCGCUGCAGAGUCAAUUACCAUCAAGAAUACUACUAGUGAACCAGUGAAUCUCUGGUCUGUUUCAAUUUUUGCCUCAACUCCUGAGAAUUCGUUCAAACUUUCUCUGAUGAAGCCGCCAUCAGGAAAUGAAACUAGCAGAGGCUAUGUAGACUUUUUCACCUUGGAGGACAGGAUGAUUCAGCCAAGAGAGACCUUGACUGUAUGGAUCUCUUGCAAACCAAAGACAAUUGGUUUGCACACUUCAGUUAUGUAUUUUGAUGUUGAGAGUACAAGGAUAGAACGAGUGGUGUUCCUUAUGUGUGAUGAUAACAUAUCACAGUCUUUGGCUUCUAGAAGGCCUUAUUCAAGGGACAGAAGAAAGAAGCAAGUUGUGACUGAUGGUACAUUUGUUAUGGGUGUACGUCCUCCGAAGAAAACGGACAAAGUUUUCAAGAACAGACUUCCUCGAUAUGACAUUCCAAGGGAAGUCAGGGAAUUGCUUGAGAAAAAGCAGAUCCCGAAUGCUGUUGAAGAAGGCCUUUCAAUUGAAAAGUAUACUGACUUCUUCAGGAAUUUAGUAAUCAUGGAAGAAAUACAAUGGGAGGAAGACAUGAGGGGUCAUGACAUGGAAUGUGUAACUAUGAGGAAGAGGGGAGCUCAUUUUUUGUCCCUUGUGGUUCCAGGUCUUGCCGAGAGAAGGCCUUCACUUGUCCAAGGAGAUGAUAUUUUUGCCAGGCUUGCCUCUGAAGAUGAAAAUGAGACUACUUCAUAUCAGGGUUUUAUCCACCGUGUUGAAGCUGAUGAAGUUUACCUGAAGUUUGCUAAAGACUUUCACUUGUGGCAUAGAGAUGGGAAUCUCUAUAAUAUACGGUUCAAAUAUAAUCGAGUCAACAUGAGAAGGUUAUAUCAAGCCAUUGAAGCUGCAGCAAGGUUAGAGAUAGAGUUCCUAUUUCCAUCUGAGGCCCCUAACAUGAGGCUGAUUGAAACCACUCCACUGGUGCCUAUAUCAUGUCAUCUUAAUCCUGAGCAGAUGUGUGCAGUUGAGAUGAUCCUUGGCUGCAAAGGAGCACCGCCUUAUGUGAUUCAUGGGCCUCCAGGUACUGGUAAGACUAUGACUUUAGUGGAAGCAAUCCUCCAGCUCUACACAACUCGAAAGAAUGCUCGGAUUCUUGUGUGUGCCCCUUCAAAUAGUGCAGCAGACCACAUUCUAGAGAAGCUCCUCAGUGAAAAGGCUGUAAAGGUUCACGAUAAUGAAAUAUUCAGGCUCAAUGCACCUAGCCGUACUUAUGAGGAUGUAACACCUAAUAUUAUCCGCUUUUGCUUCUUUGAUGAGCAUAUCUUCAAGUGUCCUCCACCGAAUGCCCUCAUGCGAUAUAGGAUCGUCAUAUCGACUUAUAUGAGUGCCUCUCUUCUUUAUGCAGAAGAUGUCAAGCGAGGCCACUUCUCUCAUAUUUUCUUGGAUGAGGCUGGCCAAGCUUCAGAGCCAGAAACCAUGAUUCCUAUAGCCAGUCUUUGUCAAAGAAAGACAGUUGUUGUUCUUGCUGGAGACCCCAUGCAGUUAGGUCCAGUAAUAUACUCUAAAGAGGCAGAAACUUAUGGAUUGGGGAAAUCUUACUUGGAAAGAUUGUCUGAAUCUGACAUUUACUAUAAUGGGGAGGAAAAUUAUGUUACAAAAUUGGUGCGGAACUACAGGUGUCACCCAGAAAUUCUUUAUCUCCCUUCAAUGCUGUUCUAUAAUAGCGAAUUAAUUGCAUGUAAAGAUGACGAAAGUGCCUUCUUGGAUGGGGUGAAUCUCCUUCCUAACAGGGAUUUUCCUGUUCUUUUCUUUGGUAUCCAAGGUUGUGAUGAGAGGGAAGGAAAUAAUCCAUCAUGGUUUAACCGAAUCGAGGCAAGCAAGGUAGUAGAGGUCAUCAGGCGACUGACUGCUACUGGAAAUCUGAGUGAGGAAGAUAUUGGGGUGAUAACACCUUAUCGGCAGCAAGUGCUAAAACUCAAGAACACCCUUGAAAGUUUGGAUAUGACAGAUAUCAAGGUUGGAAGUGUUGAACAAUUUCAAGGUCAAGAGAAGAAAGUAAUUAUUAUAUCUACUGUCCGUUCAACAAUCAAACACAAUGAAUUUGACCGAACGUAUUGUUUGGGAUUUUUGAGCAAUCCAAGAAGGUUUAAUGUGGCUGUAACCCGCGCCAUAUCCUUGUUGGUCAUAAUCGGGAAUCCACACAUCAUCAACAAGGACCCCCACUGGAACAUGCUUUUAUGGCAUUGUGCAGACAACCACUCAUAUCAGGGUUGUACUCUCCCGGAAAAGGAGGAGUUUGUUGAUGAGGAUCCCACACAGGAAAAUUACUUGAACAAUGAUGAAGAAAACCCUCUACCCUCUAAAGAAGUUGAAUGCGAUCAAGAGUCUUGGCAAGAAGAAUAUCCUAAACCUAAUAAGGAUGAAGAUGAAUGGUCUGAUGGUUGGAAGGAUUAAUUUUCUUGACAUCUAGGGACAUGAGGAAACUGGCAUGUACUUUUGCUAUUUAUGUCUUCACAGAAGAAGUGGUAUAUCUAUCAUACAAUCAAACUUCGGUUACAUAUAUCCUGCUUUCUGUAUGCCAAGAAACUAUGAUCCACAUGCAGUUGAAUGUUGAAGCGGGAUCCAUGUCACAUUGUCCUAUUAAGACGGCAUUUAGUUGGGAUUUGCAUGUCAUUUAAGUCUAUAUAGUGAAUGAAACUUUACAAUCUUUGCCAUAAAGCAUUCCAGACGUUUACCAAGCUGUAAUUGAGAAAGGAAAAAGAAAAAUAGUUUGUGAAUAUUAUUUGUUUGGGGAAUUACAACACAAUGGUUUGUGGUUAAA